Solanum stenotomum is the source of this 1722-nucleotide messenger RNA. Its product is annotated as cytochrome P450 72A397-like. The transcript is spliced from 5 exons. Bases 63 to 1559 code for a protein of 498 amino acids. The record is from RefSeq and is a predicted model, not a curated record. Gene Ontology annotation, molecular function: oxidoreductase activity, acting on paired donors, with incorporation or reduction of molecular oxygen; heme binding; iron ion binding. Lineage: Eukaryota; Viridiplantae; Streptophyta; Magnoliopsida; Solanales; Solanaceae.
UCUUCUCUAUUGACCUCUCCCAGUAGUCUCACUACUGAUUAGUUGAUAGAAAAUAUCUAUCUAUGGCAAUUGCAACAGUAAUUGGUGCAACAAUUGGUAUUUUGAUAUCGAUUUUUUGUGUAAAAUCGUUUUACACAUUAUGGUGGUGGCCAAAGAUGAUCGAAAAGAAGCUGAAGAAGGAAGGUAUUCAUGGGCUGCCCUACCAAUUUCUGUUUGGAAAUCUGAAAGAGAUGACGAGAAUGUCUAGAGAAGCAAAGAAAACACCCAUAGUAAAUCAUGAUAUAGUUCCUUGGGUUAAUCCUUUUAUUCUUCGUCUUUCUAAAACUUACGAGAGAUUAUUUGUGAUGUGGGCUGGACCAACACCUCGUAUUGUAGUAUCAGAUCCAAAGCUAAUUAAAGAAGUGGUGAACAGACAUAAUGAAUUUCAGAAGCCUCAAGCCAAUGCCUUCAUUGACAUGUUUGUUACUGGACUUGCUAGUUACAAUGGUCAAAAAUGGGACCACCAUAGAAAGAUACUAAACCCUGCUUUUCAUAUAGAGAAGAUUAAGAGGUUGUACCCAGCAUUUUGUGAGUGUUGUGAUGAAAUGAUAAAUAGAUGGGAGGAAUUGGUUAGCAAAAGUGGAAGUUGUGAGUUGGAUGUGGCAGAUGAAUUCCUAAAUGUAGGUGGAGAUGUUAUAUCUAGAGCUGCUUUUGGUAGCAAUAUUGAAGAAGGAAGGACUAUUUUCAUACUUCAGAAAGAGCAGUGCGAUCUUAUUUUGGCUUCUCCAUUUACUCUUUUCUUUCCCUUACUGAGAUUCUUUCCAACAGCAUCAAACAGAAGAGCAAGAUACAUCUACAAGAAAGUGUUAUCAUUGAUUAACGGAAUAAUAGAGAAGAAAAAAGACACUAUGCGAAGAGGAGUCUCACAAAGUGAUGAUAUUUUAGGGUUACUCUUAAAAGGAGGACUAUCAACCACUGAAAUAAUUGAAGAAUGUAAGGAAUUCUAUCUUGCAGGACAAGAUACAACCACAGCUUUGCUCUCUUGGACAUUGGUUGCCUUGAGUAUGCACCCUGAGUGGCAAGACAAAGCUAGAAAUGAAGUGUUUCAAGUCCUUGGAAAAAACAAACCAAAGUUUGAGGACUUGAAUCAAUUAAAAAUAAUGAACAUGAUCUUCCAAGAGGUGUUGAGAUUAUAUCCAGCACUCACCCUUAUGCGAACCACCGUAAAGAACACUAAAUUGGGAGAUAUGACAAUUCCUGCAGGAGUACAAAUAUUUGUGCCUAUAUAUAUAGCACAUCGCGAUCCCCAAGUAUGGGGAGACGAUGCAUUGAUGUUCAAUCCAAAUAGGUUCUCAGAAGGGGUAUCCAAAGCUGCAAAAGAGCCCUUGUAUUUCCCCUUUGGUUGGGGUCCUCGAAUGUGCAUUGGUAAUAACUUUGGCAUGGCAGAAGCAAAGCUCGUUUUAUCUCAAAUUCUGCAGCGUUUUUGGUUUAAGCUCUCUCCUUCCUAUGUUCAUGCCCCUCAGGCAAUACUCGUUAUGAAGCCUCAGUAUGGUGCUCAGAUAAUCCUCAACAAGCUUUGACCUUUCAAUUAUAAGUACUAGCACUAGUUCAAUAAAUCAGGUUGAGAUGUAUUCUGCUGCUAUUAAUUCUGCAUUUCAAUACCAUGUUAUUUUCUACUUGUAUGUGUAACAACUUUAUUCUCUCAUUACCACUAUGAAAUUAUUCUGUUCCUACUUGUCAUAA